Molecule: messenger RNA, 1999 nt
Organism: Paramecium pentaurelia
Lineage: Eukaryota; Ciliophora; Oligohymenophorea; Peniculida; Parameciidae
Source: the annotation of a GenBank genome assembly
AUGCUUUCCUAUCAGAAUGUUGCAUAAAAUGAAUAUUAGAAAGAGAAAGAUAUUCCAUCUCCAAGUCCACUUACAAGACCUAAAGACAAUAAUACAAAUUAAUAACCUACUCCAGUUCCAUAACCUUUUAAUACAUUACUCCCAGCAAACCUGUAAUAAUUUUGAUUUUUAUCUCAAUAGUUUACAUCCUUAGACAAAGGAAAAUGAUAAAUAAUCGUAAAUUAUUGCUUCUCAUUUAGAAUAUAAUCCAAUUUAUCCCAAAAAGAUUAAUCAUUUAGGUCUAAUUACAAUAUAAAUUAAAUAAAUCCUCAAGAGUAAAUGCUUCUUGAAAAGCAAUAGUUACUUAUGGAAGAAGGUGAAGACUUAAAGUAACAUAAUUAUUACUACUUAGAGCACAAGUGAAGAAAUUAUAGAAUGAGAAUUAACAACUCAAAAAAGUUAUCGAUUAACUUCAACCUGAAUUGUAUUCAGUUUACCUUCUAAUCCUUUAGAUAAUAGUUUAAAAACCAAAAGUCGAUUGAAUAAGAUCUUAAAGCCAAAUUUGAUUAUUAAGAGGAAAUGAUAAUUAAGUUAAAAUCAGAAGUUCGUAGAAAAUAGGAAGCUCUCCAAGAGAAUCAAUAUAAGUUAGCUGAAUUAGAGAAAUUAUAAAAGAAGUUGGAAGAUUAUAAUAUAUUGUCCUCUAAAUCAAAUGAAUUAAAUAAAUAAAUUAAAGAACUUUAAGAUUAAGUUUAAGAUUAAAAAAGACAAUUAGUCUAACUUAAUACUGCUGAACAUGAAAAUAGCAAUUUUAAGGAAUAUAUAGAAAUAUAUAAAUAAUAAUUGAGAGAAAAAGAUAUUAAAAUUGAAUAACAUCGUGAAUAAUAAGAAUAAUUGUACUUAGAUAAUAAGAAAAUGAAAGCUACAUUAGAUAUGUUAAAUUUUGAAUUCAAAAAAUAAUAAGAAAAUUCUAAUGAUUAAUUACAUAGAGCAACUAUAUAAAUUACAGAAUUAUAAGGAUAAAUGAGUUCUUAUUAGAAAACAAUUACUAAUUAAGCUCAUUAAAUUGAAUUAUUAAAAUAAUAGGUCAAAUAAUUAGAAAUUAAAGAGAAAGAACUUUAUAGUACUAAAAAUUAAUAAUUAAAAUUAGAAGAAUCUAUUUAAAAUCUAAACUAAUAAAAUUUACUAUGUAACUUAUUAGUCUCUAAUUUAAUUAGAAUAAAAAGAAAUAGAAAAAUUAGCUAUGACUUUGAAGAAUGGAAAAUAAGAAUAUUUAAAUUAAUAAUAGAAGCUUACAAAUGCUGAAUAAGAAAUAAAAAAAUAAUCUGAUCAACUUCAACAAUUACAAAAAUAUAAGGAUUAAUUAAUUCAUUAAUGCCAAUUCCUUGAUUAAGAAUUGAAAAAAAAACAAGGAAAUUUAGAUUAAAGCAUAAAUUAAGCUCAACAUAAAUAAAUAGAAAUGAAGUCAAUUUAAGAUUAACAAUAAAAUUAACUUUAAAAUAUGGAAGGAGAAUUAUAAAAAAGAGAUGCUAUCAUUUUUACUUUAAAUCAAUAAAAUUAAGCAUUAAAAAGCUAACUUGAAUAAUAUUCCUAAGUUGAUACUGUAAAUAAAAAUGAGUUAAAUAGUAAUUUUACAAAAAUGAAAGAAAUGCAUAAUGAUUUAAUUCUAUAUGAAAAAUAGGUCAAUUCUAUUAGUUUGGGUAUUAAAUAAUAUAAUUUAUAUAGAAAACCAUUAAAUAAAAUUGUAAAACUAGAUUUUAUAAGAUAGAAAUAAUUAAUUGGAAUUCGAAAUUACUAAAUUAAGAGUAUAUAUCUAUUUUUAUAUAUAUAGGAAUAAUUAAUCUAAUAAGACAAUCGUAUUAGAAAUUUAGAGAAUGAAUUAUAGAGUUAAUCAUUCAAUUAAAAAUUUAAUACAAUAAGAUUACCUUACACAUCAGAUUAACUUUUUCCAAAUUAAUAAUAGUUAUCUUAAUAAAAUACACCUAAAGGUUCUUUUAAUCAUUAAUUUAAUUUGUAUAAAUGA